Priapulus caudatus is the source of this 1372-nucleotide messenger RNA. Its product is annotated as serine/threonine-protein kinase DCLK2-like. The transcript has 9 exons. Gene Ontology annotation, molecular function: protein kinase activity; ATP binding. The record is from RefSeq and is a predicted model, not a curated record. Gene Ontology annotation, biological process: protein phosphorylation. Lineage: Eukaryota; Metazoa; Priapulida; Priapulimorpha; Priapulimorphida; Priapulidae.
CCUUCAGGUGACAAUGCUCAAGGACUUCUUCCAGGACGAUGACGUAUUCAUCGCGUACGGACCGGAGAAAUACUCGCACGACGACUUUGACAUCGGCGAGGAUGGUAGGUUGAUACGUGGCGCCCCCUACCAGCACCUCGCGCGCUGCACCCGUGCGGUCGUGAAGCCGAUGUGUGAGAACGGUCUGCCUCCCAUCGCCAACGGCAACGGCAACGCGGUGACGAAUGGUGGCGGAAGAGGGAUGUUCAGCAGUGUUCCGCUCUACAUCUCGGAGAAGUUCUCCAUCGGCAAGCUGAUCGGGGACGGCAACUUUGCGGUAGUGCGGCAGGCUGUCGAUAGGUCGUCAGGAAAGGAAUAUGCGCUGAAAAUCAUUGACAAGUCAAAGGUCAGGGGCAAGGAGCAGAUGAUCAACAAUGAGGUGUGCAUCCUGCGACGGGUGAAACAUCCAAACAUCGUUCAGCUGGUCGAGGAAUACAGCACCGUCAAUGAACUCUAUCUAGUCAUGGAACUCAUUAAGGGCGGCGAUCUCUUCGACCACAUUGCGUCGGCGACCAAGUACACGGAGCGUGAUGCGAGUGGCAUGGUGUUCAACCUGCUCAGUGCGCUCACCUACCUGCAUUCCCUCAACAUCGUACACCGCGACAUCAAGCCUGAGAACCUGCUGGUUUGCGAACACGAAGAUGGCAGCAAGUCGUUGAAGCUCGGCGACUUUGGCCUUUCUAUGGAGGUGAAGGGUCCCAUCUACACGGUCUGUGGCACGCCCACAUACGUCGCGCCGGAGAUUCUGAAGGAAGUCGGGCAAGUGUCUAUCACGGCGAGGAACUAACGCGCGAGUUUGCUUACCUACCUUACACUCACCCCUCUACCACUUUACAGCGCGACCAACAGCCAGGACGAGCUGUUCGACAAGAUCAUCGCGGGGAAGUUUGAGUUCACGUCGCCGUACUGGGACAACAUUUCGCAGUCAGCACGCGAUCUCAUCGCAUGCAUGCUGCACAUCACCCCGGACACUCGCAUCACCGCCGUCGACUGCCAGAAGCAUCCGUGGGUCAAGGAUGGCAUCGCCGGCGACAGCGACAUGCACGUGUCUGUGGCGCGUAAGCUGACGAUGCACUUUGACAUGAGCAAGCACGCGCACACACCAACGUCAGCCGGCGCGGCCGUCAUCGCGUCGACCGCGCUGGAUAAGGAACCUUGCUGGCCCAAGCGUGUCUCGCACGAAAACCUCUAUCAAGACGAAUACUAGGCGGAGCAUCGAGCUUUCUCUCCAUCCCCGCUAAGCUGAGAUGCCAGACACUGCAGCAUCAGAACUGUGCAGCAUCACUGCAGCAUCACUGCAGCAUCACUGCAGCAUCACUGCAGCAUCACUGCA